GACGAGUUGGUUUGUUGUCAACCGCGAAUUCACAGAUGUCUGCCGAACUCGACCCAGUCGUGCAUCACUCGCCAGCCAUGUCGGUCGCGGAGACUGUGUUACGUAAAGUUCUCGACAAAAUCAUCGAAGAUCUCAAAUAUAAACAUGCGGACUUAUCGCUGAAUCGGUUAAAUAGUGGGGGUGCAAACUACACAUCGGCCUUAUUCGCAGCCACCGUCACAGCACCACAACAUGACACCUUAAAACUUUUCGCCAAAGUAGCAGAUGUUAGUGGUAUCCUUAGAGAGAAAAUGCAUAUUGACAUCAUGUUCAAAACUGAGCACUUCGUGUACUCAGAUCUGGUGAAAGUGUAUGAGAGGAUCGAAGGCAGUCACAACAUCAGUCCGGAGCAUCGGUUCAUAUUCCCGAAGUUCUUCGGCAGCCACAACGUUGAGGGUGAAGAAACGAUCGUGAUGGAGGACCUGACGGCAGAAGGGUACGGCACUUACAGCAGGUUUAAGUGCAUAGACUGGGAGCACGCAGCGUCUGCAGUGGAGUACCUGGCGAGGUUCCACGCGUUAUCCUUUGCUUAUCGGAAGGAUGACCCUGAGAACUUCGCCAAAGACGUUGAAUCGUUGAAGCCUAAUCAGGCUGAUCAAAAUGAAGCAAAUGAAGGGAUGAAGGAUACUUGGAAGAAGAUGGUGUCAGCUGGUAUUCAAGUGACGAAGGAGGAACAUAGAGAUAAAUUACUAAAAAUACUAGAAGCGACUAAUGGUCGCGAAGUGUUUUUAAAGUUCAGGGCUUCGCUGAGCACUCCAGUGCUUUGUCAUGGUGACUACAGAGUUAGCAACUUAUUAUUCCGACGACAGAAUGGCCGCUUACAAUCGAUCGUGGUGGACUACCAGACAGUCCACUCCGGCUCACCAGCCGCAGACCUGCUGUACUUGGAGUUCAUGGGCACAGACCAGCAGUUCCGCAAGGAGUACCAUGGGAAACUCCUGGACCACUACUAUAAGGAACUGACAGCAGCGCUGGAUAGGUUUGGCAUCGAUGUCAAUGAGGUGUACCCCAGGGAAACGCUUGAUAAGGAGCUCAAACAGUUGGUGCCAUCAGCGCUGGUGAUCGCGAUGGUGGUGCUGCCUCUGGUCCUGGUGGAAGCCGAGCAUGCUCCCCACAUGGGCGGCAUCAAGGAGAUGUCGGACUUCGCCAUCUCGCCAGGAGAACUCUUUGCUGCGAGGUAUAGCGGCCUCGUCAGCGAUUGUGUGGCGUGGGGAUUUAUUUAGAACGAUCUCGAUUGGUGCUAAAGUUUGCAAGUGUUAGGUUAUGAAUUUAUUGUAGCUUAAGAACGUGUAAAAUAAUUGACGAUCUGACCUGGAUCCGCAUGCAUGUGAAUUUUGUUUUGCAGAAAUACUUACUUGUAGAGCAUUCUGUUGUUAAAGAAUAGUUUUUGAAAGCUAGAUUUUUUAUGUGAAAGGUUUAUGUUAUGUAUAACAUUUAGGUAUACUUUAAUUAUUACUGAUAGGCUUUAUUGCACACACAAAUGUUAUGUUAUGUACGGACAAAGAAGAGCUUUGAGUUUACCAUUUACAACAAGCUAUUAUAGCCAUAGGUUACUUUAUCUAGUGAUUCUCAGUGUGUGGCAGGCGCAGACUCCAUCAAGCAGGAGGUAGCGAAGAAGUAUUAUUGUUAUUACGAAAUUCUGUUGAUUGCUCUUCACGUUGGUGGAUUCUGAGCGUAAUGGUUGGAGUGAAAGAAUCUAAGGUUUAGAUCAUGAAAAUCGAAUAAACUUUUUCCGUAAAUGGUAGACAAGUAAUCAGAUAGAUUUUUUAUCAGAAUUUAUAUAGUUGAAUGAAUAUUUAUAGAUACCUAUCAAGAAUUUUAUCAAUUGAGUAUUUUCAAUUUUAUUCUUAUAAAGAAAACUAUAGCUAGUUAGAGCUGCAAGAAAAAACCGUAAUAUUUUGAGCAGCUAAUUGUAGAUGCGAAAGAUUUUUUAGUUAGAACUUUCACAAUACUUUUAUUUUGUGUUAUUAAGGGUAGGUUGUCUUUUAUACUUGUCAGAAAAUAAAUACAAGUAUAUUUAUACCUAUAUUUUAAUAAACAUAAUCACACAUAACUGUACGUAUACAGAAAAACCUAUAGUUUUUAGGUUCAAGAUUAAAUAACUUUCGUAAAGAAGACAUUAUUUACAUUGUAGGUACCUACCCGUACGUAUAGUUAAAUGUGUUUGUAGUAAUGUAAAGGAAUUAUCUUAGUUAAUUAUUCGUACUGUUGUAUAAUUUUGAAAUGCAAUUAAAAUAGAAGUAUUUACAAAUGUUUUGUUAUAAUAAAAAUAAUUGUACGAUAUAAA
Molecule: messenger RNA, 2326 nt
Organism: Helicoverpa zea (corn earworm)
Lineage: Eukaryota; Metazoa; Arthropoda; Insecta; Lepidoptera; Noctuidae
Exons: 3
Coding region: 36-1262 (408 amino acids)
Source: RefSeq, a predicted model, not a curated record